This is a messenger RNA of Laccaria bicolor S238N-H82, 858 nucleotides long. RefSeq lists its product as uncharacterized. NCBI's taxonomy places the organism in Eukaryota, Fungi, Basidiomycota, Agaricomycetes, Agaricales, Hydnangiaceae. Gene Ontology annotation, molecular function: 2-methoxy-6-polyprenyl-1,4-benzoquinol methyltransferase activity. The transcript is spliced from 4 exons. The record is from RefSeq and is a predicted model, not a curated record. Bases 1 to 858 code for a protein of 285 amino acids. Gene Ontology annotation, biological process: ubiquinone biosynthetic process.
AUGUCCAUUCUCCGACACUCUGCUCGUCGCUUCGUGCGCGCCCUUCAUACGAGCAAUGCUACUGUCAAUGCAGAUGAGAUAGCACAUUUCUCCAGGCUAUCCUCACAAUGGUGGGAUCACCAGGGAGAGUUCAGCUUUCUUCACAAGAUGAACCCAGUCCGCGUCCAAUUCAUUCGUGACAAGCUGCUCGAAAUCGCACGCGAGGAGAACGAUGAUCUCGACAUACAACCGACGCACGUACUUCGUGAUUUAGACGUCCUUGACGUUGGAUGUGGAGGAGGGUUGUUGUCCGAGAGUGUAGCACGGUUAGGUGCACGAACGCACGGUGUCGACGCGUCAGAAUCGAAUAUUUCCAUUGCGAAAGUCCAUGCCUCUGCAGAUCCUAAACUCUCCCCUCCUUCCCCAUUUCUAUCUUACGAACAUACAUCAGCAGAAUCACUCCUUACCUCUCCCAAGCGCUAUGAUGUCGUAUGCUCGAUGGAGGUCCUAGAACACGUUGAUAACCCUGCCUCUUUCCUAUCCACUUGUGCGACGCUAGUCAAGCCAGGCGGACACCUCUUCCUCUCGACAAUCUCACGCACACCCCUCGCCUACGCUCUCACCAUCUUUCUCGCUGAAGACGUUCUCAGAAAAGUAUCCAGCGGCACACAUACAUAUUCAAAAUUCAUCAAACCCAAUGAAUUGAUAGAAUUCUUCCAAAAUUAUCGCGACCCAAAAGUCCGCGGUCUUAUCUACAACCCCCUCCUAGCUCGAUGGCAUCUCGCAGCUCGUGAUGCAUGGGGCGGUACGGAUUGCAACUAUCUAUUCUGGGUCAGGAAGCCAGCGCUCGAGUCGGGCGAUGGGUCAGCUGCCUCAUAG